AGCUUUUCUGCAACCAUGUCUGACAAACCCGAUAUGGCCGAGACUGAGAAAUUCUAUAGGUCGAAGUUGAAGAAGCCUGAAACGCAAAAGAACCCGCUGCCUUCUAAAGAAGAAAUUGAACAGGAGAAACCAGCUGGCGAAUCGUAAAGAGCGGACGCCGCCGAAAUGCACUGUACAUCCCACGAGCAUUGCCUUCUUAUUUUACUUUUAGCUGUUUAACUUGGUUAAGAUGCAACGAGGUCGGAUAAAGUUUAAAAGUGAAAUGACUGUGCUGCCCCAUUUCACAUUUUAAGAUUUGAGAACUACUGACAAUGAGGCGCCUUGCCUCCCCCAUCUGUUUGGUUGGAAGGGAACAAACUUGCAUGUAUAUUGGGGGAU
Molecule: messenger RNA, 378 nt
Organism: Sorex fumeus (smoky shrew)
Lineage: Eukaryota; Metazoa; Chordata; Mammalia; Eulipotyphla; Soricidae
Product: thymosin beta-4-like
Exons: 1
Coding region: 16-147 (43 amino acids)
Biological process (GO): regulation of cell migration; actin filament organization
Cellular component (GO): cytoplasm
Molecular function (GO): actin monomer binding
Source: RefSeq, a predicted model, not a curated record